GAAGCACAGCUAGCCAAGAAAAACGAAGCGGCGCGAUUGUUGGAACAAGAAGAAAGCGAGCUUUCAAAACAUAAGCCAGUAAUGAAGGUGUCCGGCGAAGAGAAAAAAGCUAUAAAACGAACACAAAAUCAAGAGAAAGUGAGUGCAGAACGAAGAGAAAUUCCAGAAUUUUCUGCCUCUAAUAUCGAUGAUGCUCUAGACUUGAUGACAGUUGUCACAAAUUCUUCAACAGCUGUAGGAGGUGGUCCAGGACAAUCUGGUGGGGCUGUAAAUAUUGAAAAACAUCCAGAAAAACGGUUUAAGGCUGCAUUGGCCGCCUACGAAGAACGAGAAAUGCCAAAAGUUAAAGAAGAACAUCCAG
Molecule: messenger RNA, 361 nt
Organism: Dentiscutata heterogama
Lineage: Eukaryota; Fungi; Glomeromycota; Glomeromycetes; Diversisporales; Gigasporaceae
Source: the annotation of a GenBank genome assembly